GAGAAGGGAGCCUACACACACGGACACAGAGCACAGAGACGCAGCAGGAGGGGCACAGAGAGGAGGAAGACUCUGAGAAGCAGCCAUGCCUGCACCUAAGGAGCCAGAAAAAACUCCAGAAGGAGGGGAAAAGUCCUCUGAAGCAGAAGAGGCUGCCCAAGAUGCAACGGAGCUCAGUGGGCUCUUUUUGGAGAAGCCUGAGUCAGUUGUUGCCAUAGCAGGGAAGGACAUGGUGUUCACUGCGAAAGUGGACUCCUCGAGCCUGCAGAGGAAGCCCACACUGAAGUGGCUAAAGGGGAAGUGGCUGGACCUGGGCAGCAAGGCUGGCAAGCACCUGCAGUUCAAAGAGACCUAUGACAGGAACACCAAGGUGUACACAUAUGAAAUGAAGAUCGUCAAGGUAGUCCCGGGAGAUGCUGGAGGCUAUAGAUGUGAGGCCAGCGCCAAAGAAAAGUGUGACAGCUGUACAUUUGAGGUCACUGUUGAAGCUGCAGAUGAAGGGGCACAAGUGAAUAUUCUAGAGGCAUUUAAAAGAGCGGAUGCAGGAGAAGAUGAGGGUGAACUGGAUUUCAGUGCUUUACUCAAGGCUACGAAAAAGAAGAAGAAGGAGGAACCCAAAGAAGAAAUCGACGUCUGGGAGCUUUUGAAAAGUGCACAUCCCAGCGACUACGAGAAGAUUGCCUUCAAGUACGGCAUCACCGAUCUCAGGGGCAUGCUGAAGCGUCUUAAGAAGAUGAAAGCAGUCGAGCCCACAAAGUGCGACGCCUUCUUGAGAAAACUGGACUCAGCCUACUCAGUGGAUAAGGAUAAGAGGAUUGUUCUGUCGGUGGAAGUGGUCGACCCCAACGCUCAAGUCAAGUGGCUGAAGAAUGGGCAGGAGAUCAAACAGUCUGCCAAGUAUAUUUUUGAAAGUGUUGGAAAUAAGAGGACACUCACCAUCAACAAGUGCUCACUAGCAGAUGACGCAGCCUACGAGUGUGUCGUUGGGGAAGACAAGUGCUUCACAGAGGUCUUUGUUAAGGAGCCCCCAGUGACGAUCACCAAGCUACUGGAUGACUACCACGUGGUGGUUGGAGAACGGGUGGAGUUUGAAGUUGAGGUUUCAGAGGAAGGUGCCCAUGUGAAAUGGAUGAAAGAUGAUGUGGAGCUGUCAAGGAAUGAGUCCCAUAAAUAUCGCUUCAAGAAAGAUGGGAAGAGGCAUUGGCUAAUUAUUAAUGAAGCAACGCUGGAGGACAUAGGAACGUAUCACAUCUUCACCAAUGGUGGCCAUUCCAAGGGUGAUCUGGAAGUUGAAGAGAAGCAGCUGGAGGUGCUCCAGAGCAUCGCUGACCUAACAGUGAGAUCAGCAGAGCAGGCCAUGUUCAAGUGUGAGGUCUCCGAUGAGAAAGUGACAGGGAAGUGGUACAAAGAUGGAGUGGAGGUCCAUCCCAGCAAACGCGUCAAAAUCGCACACAUUGGAAGGAUUCACAGGCUGACGAUUGAUGAUGUGAAGCCAGAGGACGCUGGUGACUACACCUUCAUCCCAGAUGGCUACGCUCUCUCUCUUUCUGCCAAGCUGAACUUCUUGGAAAUCAAAAUUGACUACGUACCUCGUCAAGACCCCCCCAAGAUUCACCUGGACACCACUGGCAACAUGGUCUCCCAAAACACUAUCAUUGUUGUUGCUGGUAACAAGCUGCGGCUGGAUGUGGAGAUAACUGGGGAACCUGCGCCCACUGUUUGCUGGAUGAAAGGAGACAAUGCUAUCACAGCGACAGAAGGGCGAAUCAGAGUGGAGAACAGGAAGGACUUGAGCUGCUUUGUGAUAGAGGGUGCUGAGCGGGACGAUGAGGGAAACUACACCAUCACCGUCACCAACCCAGCAGGGGAAGACAAAGCCACGCUCCACAUCAAGAUUGUGGAUGUGCCUGACCCCCCAGAGGCUGUCAAGUGUAUGUCGGUGGGGGAGGACACUGCCACCAUUACAUGGGAACCACCCAAAUUUGAUGGGGGUGCUCCAAUUAAAGGCUAUCUCAUGGAGAGGAAGAAGAAGGGAUCCUCGAGAUGGACAAAGCUGAACUUUGACUUCCAUACAUCCACUACAUAUGAAGCCAAGAGGAUGAUCGAGGGCGUCCUGUAUGAAAUGCGAGUGUUUGCCGUCAACGGCAUUGGCAUAUCGCAGCCGAGCCUCAACUCCAAGCCAUUCAUGCCUAUCGCACCCACCAGCGAACCAACUCGCCUCUUGGUGGACGACGUUGGAGACAGCACUUGCACCCUGAAGUGGCUCCCGCCCGAGCGCAUCGGAGCGGGUGGCCUCGACGGAUACGUGAUCGAGUACUGCAAGGAAGGAGAUACGGAGUGGGUGCGUGCCAACAAGGACCUGGUUGAGAGGAACGGCUACACGGUGCGAGGUCUUCCUACCGGAGAGAAGAUGAACUUCAGGGUGAUGGCUGUCAACGUGGCCGGCCUGAGUCCACCGGCCUUGCUGAGCCAGGCAGUCACCAUCCGUGAGAUUAUGGAGCAUCCUAAGAUCCGUCUGCCGCGUCACCUGAGAACCAAGUAUAUCCGUAAAGUGGGUGAAACCAUCAACCUGGUGAUUCCCUUCCAGGGCAAACCUCGUCCAGUUGCAACGUGGACAAAGGAUGGUCAACCUGUGGACCCCAAGAAAGUGGGCAUCCGCAACUCCUUUGUAGACACCAUUCUCUUCAUUCGCUCCGCUGAGAGGGAACACUCCGGAAAAUACACGCUCACCUUGCAGAUUGAGAACAUGCAGGACUCAGCCAGUAUCGACAUCCAAAUUGUGGAGAAGCCUGGACCACCCGUGGCGGUGAAGAUCACGGACGUGUGGGGCUUCAACGCCGCGCUGGAAUGGCAGACCCCCAAAGAUACGGGCAACUGCGACAUCACUGGAUACAUGAUACAGAAAGCGGACAAAAAGACCAUGGCGUGGUUCACUGUGUAUGAACACAACCGACGCACCAACUGCACUGUGUCGGACCUCGUCAUGGGCAACGAGUACCUGUUCCGCAUCUUCAGCGAGAACAUUUGUGGGUUAAGUGAGGAUCCUGGGGUCUCCAAGGGCACUGCGAUAAUAGCCAAGACAGGCUUGCAAUACAAACCAUCUGCCUACAAGGAGAAGGACAUGAACUGCUCCCCCAAGUUCACUCAGCCCCUCAUGGACAGGUCUGUGAUUGCCGGUUACAGCACAGCCAUCACCUGCUCAGUGCGCGGCAACCCCAAGCCCAAGAUCAUCUGGAUGAAGAAUAGGGUGAUAAUUGGUGAAGAUCCAAAGUUCCUCAUGCAGAACAACCAGGGAGUCCUGACCCUCAACAUCCGCAAGGCCAGCUCGUUUGACGGGGGAACGUACAGCUGCAGAGCCGUCAACGAGCUCGGCCAGGACGAGGUGGAGUGCAAGCUGGAGAUUCGAGCCCUGCCCACAGAGAAGAAGUGAAAGAGGAAAUAAAAUGCAGGAACCAGAAGGCAAAUAUCAAGAAAAAUGCAACAUUUGGUUAGUUUUAGCGGUGAUGUACAAAAAGGAGCAUAAUAAAGUGUUAUUCGGGAUAA
Scleropages formosus (Asian bonytongue) is the source of this 3543-nucleotide messenger RNA. RefSeq names its product myosin-binding protein C, fast-type-like. Gene Ontology annotation, molecular function: protein binding. Bases 86 to 3430 code for a protein of 1114 amino acids. NCBI's taxonomy places the organism in Eukaryota, Metazoa, Chordata, Actinopteri, Osteoglossiformes, Osteoglossidae. The record is from RefSeq and is a predicted model, not a curated record. The transcript has 29 exons.